GGACGAGGGCGCGGCGGGGCAGGGCGCGUGGGGAGACGUGUCGAGGCACCUGCUCGACCGCUUCGCCCUGUCGCACACCAUCCCGCCGUCGUCGCUCCUGUCCUCCACGCGCUUCUUUGCACCCGCUCCCUCGCCCUCGUCCUCGAACUCGACCUCGACCUCGCCGCCGCGGCGCGCUCUAUACCUCCCCGAGCACGUCCUGCCGUCGUACGUCUCCGACUCGCUCGACACGUACACGUCCGACCUCGUCUCGGCCCUGCGGCACCACCCGCAGCUCGACGGCCGCAUGCUCACCGCCCACGCCGUGCGGGACCUGCGCCGGGCGACACGCGUCUGGGCCGCGCUCACCAAGGGCGCUGUCCUGAGCCUCGGUCCGGCGCCGGCGUCAGCGUCGGCCGCCUCGGGCGACGGCGUGCCCGAGCCCGACAGCGCCACAGCCAGGCUCGCGCUCCGCGUGGUUGACGACGGCGCAGGCGCAGACGCAGACGCAGACGCAGACGCAGACGCGACGUCGUCGUCGUCGUCGGCCGUGCUCGUCCUCCCCGCCGACGUGCUCGCCGUCGUGCUGUCGGUCGUCGGGCACCGCCUCGCGCUGCGCCGCCCCGAGGACGAGAAGAGCCUGUUCUGGGGGAGCGAGGUCGGAGCGCUCAGAGGGAGGAGAGGCGGCGGCGGUGGCGAGGGCGAGGGGGGCGAGCGCGGGCUGGGGCAGGUCGUGACGGUCGAGGCCGUCGUGCGAGAGGUCGUCGCCGUCGUGUAG
Messenger RNA from Rhodotorula graminis WP1, 757 nucleotides. RefSeq lists its product as uncharacterized. The coding region runs from base 287 to 757 and encodes 156 amino acids. Lineage: Eukaryota; Fungi; Basidiomycota; Microbotryomycetes; Sporidiobolales; Sporidiobolaceae. The record is from RefSeq and is a predicted model, not a curated record. The transcript is spliced from 2 exons.